Messenger RNA from Ailuropoda melanoleuca (giant panda), 1569 nucleotides. It is a transcript of the gene DHRS13, whose product is annotated as dehydrogenase/reductase 13. Bases 173 to 1282 code for a protein of 369 amino acids. The record is from RefSeq and is a predicted model, not a curated record. NCBI's taxonomy places the organism in Eukaryota, Metazoa, Chordata, Mammalia, Carnivora, Ursidae. The transcript has 6 exons.
GCCCACGCUCACACGCACGCACACACACCCCUGCCCUGCCUCUCGCCCGCCUCCGCCUCCGCCUCCGCCUUCACGGAGGCCCGAGCGGGUGCGGGGCGGAUCGGCAGCAGCCGGGCGGGCGGCGAUCCAGGGAGGUGCGGGGCCCGUGCGGGGGCCCGGCGGCGCGGCCGGCAUGGAGGCGCUGCUGCUGGGCGCCGGGUUGCUGCUGGGCGCCUACGUGCUUGUCUAUUACAACCUGGUGAAGGCCCCGCCCUGCGGCGGUAUAGCCAGUCUGCGCGGCCGCACCGCCGUGGUCACGGGCGCCAACAGCGGCAUCGGGAAGAUGACGGCGCUGGAGCUGGCGCGCCGGGGAGCGCGCGUGGUGCUGGCCUGUCGGAGCCGGGAGCGCGGUGAGGCGGCCGCCUUCGACCUCCGCCAGGAGAGUGGGAACAAUGAGAUCAUCUUCAUGGCCUUGGACUUGGCGAGUCUGGCCUCCGUGCGGGCCUUUGCCACUGCCUUCCUGAGCUCUGAGCCACGGCUGGACAUCCUCAUCCACAAUGCCGGGAUCAGUUCCUGUGGCCGGACCCACAAGCCGUUUAACCUGCUGCUGCGAGUGAACCACAUUGGCCCCUUCCUGCUGACACAUCUGCUGCUGCCCCGGCUGAAGACAUGCGCCCCUAGCCGCGUGGUGGUGGUAUCCUCAGCCGCCCACCGGCGAGGGCGCCUCGACUUCACGCGCCUGGACCACCCGGUGGUGGGCUGGCGGCAGGAGCUGCGGGCAUAUGCCGACAGUAAGCUGGCCAACGUGUUGUUUGCCAGGGAGCUCGCCACUCAGCUUGAGGGUACUGGUGUCACCUGCUAUGCAGCCCACCCAGGGCCUGUGAACUCGGAGCUUUUCCUGCGCCAUGUUCCUGGAUGGCUGCGCCCACUUUUGCGCCCACUGGCCUGGCUUGUGCUGCGGGCACCAAGAGGGGGUGCCCAGACACCCCUGUACUGCGCUCUACAGGAGGGCAUUGAGCCUCUCAGUGGGAGAUAUUUUGCCAACUGCCACGUGGAGGAGGUGCCCCCAGCCGCCCGAGAUGACCGUGCAGCUCACCGGCUGUGGGAGGCCAGCAAAAGGCUGGCAGGGCUUGGGCCUGGCGAGGAGGCCGAACCUGAUGAAGAUCCCCAGCCUGAGGACCCAGGGGCCCCAUCUUCCCUGAGCAGCCCCCACCCAGAGGAGCCCACAGUUUCUGAACCCCACCCCAGCCCUCAGAGUUCACCAGACUUGUCUAAGGUCACACGCCGAAUUCAGCCACCGUAGUGAAAUGACCCCCACUUGCCGAGGCGGGAUUAGGCUGCAGAGGUAAGGGACUCGCCCAAGGUCUCACCGCCGGUAAGGGGGUAAGGGCAAGGAGCAGUGUGACUCCAGGGCCACGGCGGUCGGGUGGGAGCGGGGAGGUGAGGCAGGGCCGCGCCGUCGCGGUGCGGGCGGCCGGCGGGAGCAGGGGACGCCCUCGCGGGGUGGCGCGGGGCUGAGCCCGGGGAAAUAAAGCGUGUUGACCGCCGCGCCUCGCCUCGCGCUCGCUGCCGCCGCUGUCGCCCGCCGNA